This is a messenger RNA of Poecile atricapillus (Black-capped chickadee), 3008 nucleotides long. RefSeq names its product metallophosphoesterase domain-containing protein 1. Lineage: Eukaryota; Metazoa; Chordata; Aves; Passeriformes; Paridae. Bases 502 to 1410 code for a protein of 302 amino acids. The record is from RefSeq and is a predicted model, not a curated record. Gene Ontology annotation, molecular function: hydrolase activity. The transcript is spliced from 7 exons.
GGGCUGGCAGCGCACUCCGGGGACCUUGCCUGCCCCUCGGGGGCUGCUCUCCCCGGCCGUGCGAGCGCUCGCUGGCCAGGGCAGGGCGGGCGCUGCCCCGCCGUGCCCCGCCGGGAAGUUACUUUGUUCGCAGAGUUGCCGCGGAGGCCGAGCUGGGACCCCCGGGCGCUCCGGCCGCUUGUCCCUCGCGUUCCCCCCACCGUGCUCAGUGUCACCAGCCAACACCGCGAAGGAAGCCCCAGCGGAAAAGCCGUGCGCGCCUUCCCCAGUAGUUUUCCUCGCAUAGCCGGGGGAAGGGGUGAUGGAAGAGGAAGAACUUCCCUUUGUCGUAGGAGAGGAUUGAGUGACCUCCAAAGUUUUGUUCCGGGAGGAAACCGCUCAAUAAGUUUGGUGUUUGGAAGGGGAGUGUGCUGGCUGGGCCAGAGGCUGUCAUGGUGCUGGCCUCCACAGCAGGAAGAUAGCAGAGAUGGUGGCCUGAGGGCGCCGGUCCCACGCGCAGACAUGGCCUUCGCCCAGUCCCACAUCAUGGCAGCCAGGAGGCACCAGCACAGCCGGCUCAUCAUCGAAGUGGAUGAGUACAGCUCCAACCCCACACAGGCUUUCACGUUCUACAACAUUAACCAGGGACGUUUCCAGCCCCCACAUGUGCAAAUGGUUGAUCCGGUGCCCCAUGACGCUCCGAAGCCUCCAGGAUAUACACGAUUUGUCUGUAUUUCUGAUACUCACUCAAGAACUGAUCCCAUCCAAAUGCCAUAUGGAGAUGUGUUAAUACAUGCUGGUGAUUUUACUGAGCUGGGACUUCCUAGUGAAGUAAAAAAAUUCAACGAGUGGCUAGGUAGCCUGCCCUAUGAAUACAAGAUCGUGAUAGCAGGAAAUCAUGAAUUGACCUUUGACCAGGAAUUCAUGGCUGACUUAAUCAAGCAGGACUUUUACUAUUUCCCCUCUGUUUCUAAGCUGAAGCCAGAGAGCUAUGAAAAUGUACAAUCUCUUCUAACAAACUGCAUCUAUCUUCAAGACUCUGAAGUGACGGUCAGGGGAUUCAGAAUAUAUGGCUCCCCUUGGCAACCUUGGUUUUAUGGCUGGGGCUUUAAUCUUCCACGAGGCCAAGCACUAUUAGAGAAAUGGAACCUUAUUCCAGAUGGAAUAGAUAUUCUUAUAACACAUGGACCACCUCUCGGUUUUCUGGACUGGGUUCCUAAGAAAAUGCAACGGGUAGGAUGUGUUGAGCUGCUGAAUACAGUCCAGAGACGAAUACAGCCAAGGCUUCAUGUUUUUGGACAUAUCCAUGAAGGUUAUGGUGUCAUGGCUGAUGGAACCACCACCUAUGUGAAUGCAUCUGUGUGCACUGUGAAUUACCAGCCACUUAAUCCGCCUAUAGUUAUUGACUUACCUACUCCAAGGAACACAUGAUUAUAAUGAGGAUUUAAAGUUGUACCCAACACAUUAGCAACUUUAUAUUGCUGGCUGAGAAUCCCAAUAGGGAACCAUUCAACAAAAAAAAGCAAAAUCCUUCUUUUUUCCCUGCUAGCUCUUCACAGAUAAAUUUAGAGUAACAAAAGUGGACAAGGAACAAAGACAUUUUGGUGCCAGAAACAGAUUAAAGACUAACAUUUUACCAUUAAAAUGUUUGUGAACACAGAAAAGUGAAUUCAUUGCUCGCACACACACACACACACACACACACACACACAUAUAUAUAUACACACAUAUAUAUAUGUGUGUGUGUGUAUAAUAUAUAUAUCUAGUAGGGGCUUUUGUACAUACCAUAUAUUGGACUUAUUAAAAGAAUGAUGUCUUUCAAAGGAGUGUUUCUUUAAGAAAGUUUGCAGUUUAAACGUGUUUAGACUAGGAUUUCCUCAUUUCAGAUGUUUUCCAGUGAGGUCUUGGUAAAAAAAAAAAAUCAUGGUAAAGAUGUUUUCCCUUAAUCAACAUGAAAAAUAUAAAAGAUGGUACACAAAUGACCAGUCAGAGGAGGAAAACUAUUUCUCCAAGUCCUCCAGGUCUAAGUCUUUGCAUCUAUUCAAAACCAAUGCAAAAGAGGCCCUAAUUCACUGUACUGAAAUGAAGUUUUACUACAUCUGGCAUUACAGAUGGCAAGGGAAAUGGUGCAUAUUGCCAGCAUGCUGUAAACAGCUCAACAUUCAAGAAGGGAGACUGUGUUAAACGCAGUAUAAACUCAGGAAUUUGUAACCUGGUCUCGCCUGUUUAAAAAAAGAAAAUAAGGAUGACAUUUCCCUUAAAAAAAAAAAGAAAGAAAAAAAAUAUAACUGUGUUUUCAUAUGGUAAAGUGAUAUGUGAUUGUAUUUAAGGAAAAAAGAAAGAGGAAAAACCUGCAAAGGGCUCACCCAAUGAUUAGUAAUGGUAUUUUAAAUAAAACCCACUGAGACUAUUGGUUUAAAACCUGCUAAUGAGACAUGCAGCCAAUGAUGAGAUUACUGGUUUGAAUUUGGCCCUGGUCAGGAAUGGUUAAAUGUCAUUGUGAUAAUUUUGUCCUUGGGAAACAUAGAUGUCAAGGGGAAGGCAUCAACCCAAGGUGUAGUUUGGACACUCACUUUUGGGUGGCUGUGAGCAAUGGGUACGCACCAAAGUGUGAAGAGCAGAGGUCACCGCAGGGGACCUGGGACUUGCCCACUCAUGGACACUGCUGAGAGAAGCCCAGAACAAAACCAGUAGAAACCCAUCUGUUGUAUUGCUUUUGGCACCAAGAAAAGCAGGGGACAUGUCAGAAGCUGGUUGAGAUGGUCCACAGCCAUGGUACUGCCUGUGCAGCUCUCCUGCAGUGUUAGCAGAGGUAUUGAAGCUGCUGGGAUUUCAGUCCUGUCCUAGGCAGAAGCUUAAGAAUUGAUUACAGAGCCACCAAAAAACCCAGGGCUUCAGACAUCUCCUGCAAGAAAUGGAUUUCUGCCUUGAACUGAAAAACGUGUCCUUUUGACUUGAUGGAGAUAACUUAACUGCUCUAUUCUAUAUGUGGACAUACUGAAUUGGGGGUGACAGCAUCUAGACAUUAA